GCUACUACUCCAUUAAUCCAUUAUAUCUUGGUUUUGUUACAUGGUUAGAUAGUAGUAUAUUAAAAAUAAUUAAUUAAAAUGACUGUGGUAAUAGUAGUUUGAAGUGGUAAAGAAAAGGACAAAGGUGAAGGGUGAUUCCGUGUUAUCUACCUCUUCCUCUAUUCCAUCACCUAUCAUCGUCAGUAGUAUUUACUUGUUGGCUCACCCUCGAUUUGAUCGUUCCUCUCUCUCUCUUUCUCUCUCUCCUGCUUUUGUUUGCCAGUGGCGCAUUGCAGGAAACGAGGGGGAGAGUUUCAUUGGGAAGGUAAACCCAGCCUUUGUUUGCACCAUUCCCUCAAACCAUUUACAUCAGCAUCCACCACUCUCUCCUCCCUCCUUUCUGCUUUCUUCUUUCUAUUUCAACAACCCAAGUUAUAGAUUAUUUAUGCGUGCGUGCAUCUUCUUUUUUCCUCUCACUAGUGAAUGCUCUAGUGGGUGGUAGUAAGUUUUAAGAGACUAAACACCCGUUUUUCCAAGGAAAUUUGUGCAGACUUUGUCAGGGAAGUUACAGUGGGAAAAAAAACCCUCUUCCACUUCAUGUAACAGACACACAACUACAGCACUAGAUCACUGUUUUGGAUUUUUUAUGUAAAAAAGGCCUGCAACUUGUAGCAUAAAAUCCGGGGGUGCCCUGAAGUAACUCAUCUUCAGAGCUAAACAGAAAAGUAGAAAGUGAGGAAAAACAGAAAGGAGGGUUUUUGUCUUCAAAUUUUGAACUAGUGUGGUGUAGGAUAUAAUAGCUAGGGAAAACGGACAAGAGUGUGGAUGGGUGAGGAGGCAAUGGAGGGUGUAAUUUCUUCUAAAGGGAUGGGUUUUGGAGAGAAUACAAGUAGUAGUGGGGUUUGUCCAAUGAUGAUGAUGCCUUUAGUGACUUCUCAUCAUGUUGGUCAUCAUCCAUUAAAUCAUCCUAUUCUUAAUAAUCCCAAUCCUAAUGAACACACAAACACUCUCUUCCUUCCCAUGCCUUGUACUAAUAAUAAUCACCACCCGAACCGCAAUAACCACAACUCCAACGCCACUGAGUUAGGGUAUUUCAUGGAGAUCCCCAACAACAACAACGAUGGAAGCUCCUCUUCCCCUUCUUCAGCUGUCAAGGCCAAGAUCAUGGCCCAUCCUCACUAUCACCGUCUCUUGGCAGCCUACGUCAAUUGUCAAAAGGUUGGGGCUCCGCCUGAAGUGGUGGGAAGGUUAGAAGAAGCAUGUGCAUCUGCUGCAGUGAUAAUGGCAGGUGGAACAGCCAGCAUAGGCGAGGAUCCAGCGCUGGAUCAGUUCAUGGAGGCUUACUGUGAGAUGCUGAUCAAGUACGAGCAAGAGCUCUCCAAACCCUUCAAGGAAGCCAUGCUCUUUCUUCAGAGGAUCGAGUGCCAGUUCAAAUCUCUCACUAUUUCUUCUUCUUUGGACACUACUGCGUGUAAUGAAGCUAUUGAUAGGAAUGGGCCAUCUGAAGAUGUUGAUGUUCAGACCAACAUAAUAGAUCCGCAGGCAGAGGACCAAGAACUGAAAGGUCAACUCUUACGCAAGUACCGUGGAUACCUAGGCAGUUUGAAACAGGAAUUCACCAAGAAGAGAAAAAAGGGCAAGCUGCCCAAAGAAGCAAGGCAACAAUUACUUGAAUGGUGGAGCAGACACUACAAAUGGCCUUACCCAUCUGAAUCUCAGAAGCUGGCUCUUGCAGAGUCAACAGGCCUGGAUCAGAAGCAAAUUAACAACUGGUUUAUCAAUCAAAGGAAGAGGCACUGGAAGCCUUCAGAGGACAUGCAAUUUGUGGUGGUGGAUCCAAGCCAUCCACACUACUACAUGGAAAAUGUUCUGGGCAAUCCCUUUCCCAUGGAUCUCUCCCACCCAAUGCUCUAAAAAAUAACGUUUUGGUGCUUGUGUGCUCUUAAAGUAUAUGUAUUGUGUCUAAAUGCAAGGCAUUCAUAUAAUAAUAAGUAUGUUACUCUGAUUAGUAACGAUAUUUACACAGUAAAAGAUGUCUCAAAUGCUAAUUAUUGAUAUUUACACAUUAAAAGAUGUCUCUGAUGCUAA
Molecule: messenger RNA, 2067 nt
Organism: Glycine soja
Lineage: Eukaryota; Viridiplantae; Streptophyta; Magnoliopsida; Fabales; Fabaceae
Product: homeobox protein SBH1-like
Exons: 4
Coding region: 805-1893 (362 amino acids)
Biological process (GO): regulation of DNA-templated transcription
Cellular component (GO): nucleus
Molecular function (GO): DNA binding; DNA-binding transcription factor activity, RNA polymerase II-specific
Source: RefSeq, a predicted model, not a curated record